Acinonyx jubatus (cheetah) is the source of this 2492-nucleotide messenger RNA. Its product is annotated as zinc finger protein 782-like. Gene Ontology annotation, biological process: regulation of transcription by RNA polymerase II. The record is from RefSeq and is a predicted model, not a curated record. Gene Ontology annotation, molecular function: DNA-binding transcription factor activity, RNA polymerase II-specific; RNA polymerase II cis-regulatory region sequence-specific DNA binding. NCBI's taxonomy places the organism in Eukaryota, Metazoa, Chordata, Mammalia, Carnivora, Felidae.
UCUCACACGGAGCCAAGCUUUCGGCCUACCAGUUCUAGUCUCCCGGUAAUGCGGUGCCCUGUCCCUGCCUAAGGUGGAUCUGAAGGACCCAAAUGCUUGCAUAGCGACAGGUGAGCACACCAGGAUCUCCGGCGUUUUAACUUGUCCGCAACAGGAGUUUCUUGGGCCUCUUCCAGGACUGCUUUCUCAGAAGACACAAAUCGCCCUAACCACAGAAUUCUGGGUGUCACAAAUCGGCUUCCCUGAGCUGUGCAAAUGACAACGGAGCUGGGACACGGAGGGUGUAUCAGAGAGAGCCAAAAGAAUAAAGGAAGGAAAAGGUCUCUUUCCUGAUGAAGAUCACCUGAGGAUGAUACCCACCUUGGAUGGUUGUUGAGAAGAUGAAAUGGAAGGCAAAUACCAAGUAUCUGGAGUUCUUUAUGACACAUAGCAGAUGAUCAACUCUUAGAAGCUGUAAAGAAAUUGGAUGUUAGUGGUGACUUGUCAGGUGACACCUAUUUUGUGGCAGAGCCAGGAGGAAAACACAGUGCAGUUCACUUUCUCACUGGCCUCCCAGCUGAGUCUGCACAGCCCUCUGCACUUUCCCAAGAGCAGCAGCAUGAACACAUCUCAGGUAUCAGUGUCAUUCAAGGACGUGACUGUGGAGGUCACCCAGGAGGAGUGGCACCAGAUGGACCCUGCUCAAAGAACCCUAUACAGAGAUGUGAUGCUGGAGAACUACAGCCACCUGGUCUCAUUGGGAUAUUGCUUUAUAAAACCAGAAGUAAUCUUCAAGUUGGAACAAGGAGAAGACCCAUGGUUAUUAGAGGAUGAAUUUGUAAACAGAAGUUACCUAGAAGACUGCCAACUUGGUCUUUUAGAGAAGAGCCAGGAAAGCCAACACAAAUAUUUCUGUCAAGUCUUAUUCAACAACAAGAAAACAUUAACUACAGAGCAAGAUAAAAUUUCAGGAAAACCAGUUCAUCAGGGCAUAGACAUUUUUCCUUCAAGAAAAAUGCUCUCUAAAUGUGACACUGAUGUUCCUACAUGCUUGGAUCUCUAUCUUUUGACCCCAUAUAGUUACUCAACCAAAGAGGCUUAUCAGUUUAAUGCAUCUUCUUUCAAUACUAGCAAUGAGAGAACGAAUAGUGGAGAGAAAUAUUUUGAUUACAAUAAAGAUUUGCAAGUGUUUAGUCAUGUGCAGGAACUUAUUCAGAACUUUUCAGAUUUUGGGGCAGUCUUUUGAAUAAUGAACAUGAUAAUGCUUUCCAUGAUAAGGCAACUUCUAUUAAAUGUUAAGAGUGCCUACAUACAAGAGGGAUCUUAUAAAUUUGGAAAAAACUUAUGUGAUAAAUCAAACAUUGUCUCUCCAAAUAUUCACAUAGAGAAGAGUCAUUCUGAAUUUGAUGAAGAUGCAUGUAUUAAAACCGGGAACAAUUUCAGUAAGGUUGCUCCACUUCAGAGAACUGAAACAGGAGAGAAAACUUUAGGUCAAAAAGCACAUUUCAGAGAAUAUCAGAGAACUCACACAGGAGUGAAAUCCUUUGAAUGUGGAAAAAACUUAAACCACAAUUUAGCAAUCACAGUGCAAGAGAGGACUCCCACAAUAGAGACAUCUUGUGAUAAUGACCCUUAUAGGGAAACUUUCAGUUCUCAGUCGGCUUUCAGUCUACAUCAGAGAAUUCCCAGGAGACAAAAACAGUAUGAGAGCAAUGAAUGUCAAGAAUCUUUCUCUAGAAGUUCAUCCCUCAUUGUACAUCAAAGAACUCACACAAGUGAGAAGCCCUAUGAAUGUAAUGAAUGUGGGACAGCUUUUUCCAGGAAAUCAUCCCUAGUAGGGCAUCAGAGAAAACACAGAGCGGGGAAACCCUAUGAAUGUAAAGGAUGCAGGAAAGCUUUUACCUAUAUGGCAUGCCUCAGAGUGCAUCAGACGAUUCACACAGGGGAGAAACCCUAUGAAUGUAAUGAAUGUGGGAAAACUUUCACCCAGAAGUCAAGCCUUGGAAUACAUCAGAGAACUCACACAGGAGAGAAACUCUAUGAAUGUAAUGAAUGUGGGAAGUCUUUGGCCUACCAACAACACUUCAGAGGACAUCAGAGAAUUCAUGCAGUGGAGAAAUCCUGUGGAUGUAUUAAAUCGGGUAAAACUUUCAGCCAUAAGGCAAGCCUAGGAAUGCAUCAGAGAACUCACACAGGGGAAAAUCUAUAUGAAUAUAAUGAAUGUGGGAAAACUUUCACCUGCAUGUCGCACCUUAGAAGACAUGAGAGAACUCAUACAGGGAGGAAGCCCUAUCGGUGUAUAGAAUGUGGGAAAACUUUCCUCUGGGAGAAAAUCCUGAAGAUACAUUGGAGAAUUCACACAGGGGAGAAACCUUAUGCAUGUAAUGAAUGUGGGAGAGCUUUUACCUACAUGUCACAACUCAGAGCACAUCAGAAAAAGCACACAGGGCAGAAACCCCAUGAAUGUAAUGAGUGUGGGAAGGCUUUCACCCGGAGGUGAAGCCUUGCAAUAC